Molecule: messenger RNA, 729 nt
Organism: Durusdinium trenchii
Lineage: Eukaryota; Dinophyceae; Suessiales; Symbiodiniaceae
Source: the annotation of a GenBank genome assembly
AUGCUUCUUGGAGGGGGUACAGCGCACCAUUUUCGGAUUGACCCUUCUUUUGGUCCACGUACUUGGCUCGGCUCGCACUCGGCAUCCUGCUCCAUGUUGCAGUGCUGCGUCGUGGACACACAGACCGAUGAACUAGAGCUCCAACCUGCCGACCUCACAGAGGUGGGAGAAGGAGCUCUGCCAGGCAAGGAUGGUGAUCUGACCUUUGACGUCACCCUGGAGGUGCAGCUGGGCGGCUUCUACGGUGCUGACUUGAUCGCUGUCGGGAAGGUGUGUGUGGUCAAUGGAAUCAACGACCGUGGCCUGAUCUUCGAGUGGAAUCAGGACGCGCCAGCAGAGCAGAAGGUGCGGAAGUUUGAUCGCUUGGUGGCGGUCAAUGGUCAAACCAGCGAGCGGGGCAAGGAGGUCUUAGAUCUGGCGAGGUUCGCGGAGGGGGACACCGUCCUCACCUUCCGACGCUCUCAGGUGAACGAAGUGAAGCUCUCUUCCAAUGGUGCGAGCCCUGCAGCGGGCUUGCAGCUCAAAGAGGGGCCAGGCUUUCUGUUGGUCACGGUGAUUGACGCUGGCGCGGCGCAGGAGCACAACGCGACGGCUCCUGUCAUGCGACAGAUUCAACCCGCUGAUUGGAUCAUCGGCGUCAGCGACCUCGAAGGGGCCGGCCGUACGCUGAUGGACAAGGUGAUCAAUGCAGAGAAGGAGUUGACGCUGAAGGUGGCCGUUUGGAGGUGA